This is a messenger RNA of Mytilus trossulus (common blue mussel), 3835 nucleotides long. RefSeq lists its product as uncharacterized. The coding region runs from base 135 to 3689 and encodes 1184 amino acids. The record is from RefSeq and is a predicted model, not a curated record. The transcript is spliced from 5 exons. Lineage: Eukaryota; Metazoa; Mollusca; Bivalvia; Mytilida; Mytilidae.
UUGACAGGGAAGUAUUUUAUGAUCUAUGAAGAUUUUUUUAAAGAAAAAGAUCUAUUUGAACAACGAUUACAAUCAAACGUACACGGCGAGUAGAACUGUCUAAUGUACGACUAUCAUGAAAAAAUAAACAAGUCAUGACCGAUCAAGAGAAUUAUUACAGAUUUUCUUCAAUAAUCGUUGACCAUGGAAAGGAAGCUUUGGUUAUUCUAUUAGACAAUGAUUUAUCCAAUCAAAAUUUGUCUUUUGAAAAUUUUCUAAACAAGCAUCAACACGAAAUCUAUCAUUUACAUUAUGUAGAUAAAAAACUCCGUUGUUGCCAAUGUCCAUCUGGAUUUUCUUCCCAAGCCGGGCCACAAAGAGUUCUUUAUGCUUAUCAGCUAGAUAUAUUACUGGACAAACAUGGACAAAAAUUACCUUGUCAUUACCUUUCAUCUACACGGCCUUAUUGUUGCAGUCUUGCAAAACCAGGUGUAACAACAAAGGAACUCGAUAUCACAUUAGCAAGAUGUCUCUUGGUAAACUUUUCCACAAUAUGUCCGCCUGGUAGUCCUAUCAGACGUGCCGUAGAUACUAUCGUAGAUUGUAGAAAUAAGUUAGGGCAUGCGCGUGAAGCCAAGAUGCCAGCUAGUGACUUCCAGAAGGAUGUUGCUGAUAUAGAAUUAGCAAUUUUAACCAUUGCACAGGUUUGUAAUGUUGAAAACGAUAUGAAGCAAAAGCUACACGAUGUAAAGAACCGAUCACUAGAUCAAACUUUAUGUAUCCAGUAUCAGAAUCGGCUUCUACAAGAAAUGAACCAAAAAGGCGAGAUGGUAGAGAGUAUUUCGACCAUCAAGGAACAACUCCAGACAAAUCUUCAAGAAACUACCUCAAUGUUCAGUGAUAUUAGAAUAACACAAUUAGAAACAAAAGAAAGAACUGAAGUGUUAGAAAAUCAAGUAGACGAUGUAAACAGACGAAUACAAGAAGACAUGAAAGAGAUAAACCGCAAAGUUGAUACUACUAAAAACGUUAUCUAUGAAGAUACAAAAGCAGACAUGCAAGAAGCAGUCGUUCAGGUCAAAACACGUAUUGAUUCUUUAGAAAGACAUCUAGAUGAACAGCAUAACAAACUCCAUACACACGUUGACAAAAUUGAACUCAAUGCUGUUAAGUCAAGUACAGAUAUUAGGACUGUUUUACAAAAGAAUAUGGACGACUAUGAAACUAGAUUACAUCACCAUAUAGAUGACACAGUGCUACAAUUGGCUAAGAGAACCCCAGCAGAUCAAAGGAAACAGAAUAUAAUUGCCCAAACAAACAGUCUGCUUACAAGUCACAGAGCAAAUGAAUGCUACAUUGUCCCAAAAGCAGUACAAGCUGGACAAACAUUGUUUAACAAACACAACAUAGCGAUUAUAGUAUCUAAAGGAGGAGAAGGCAAGACAACAACAGCUCUUCAACUGGCAACAAUAUACAAGGACCUUGGGUAUAUACCAUACUGGUUUGUUGAUCAAGACAUUAAGCUAUUUAGAGACAUUAUUGAUCCAAACGACAAAUGCAUUAUUGUAAUAGAUGAUUUGUUUGGCAGGAGAUUCACCGAAUUCGAUGAAAAUAUUCAUAGGAAUAUACUAGACAUCUUAUAUGCUAUUGUGAGCAAUAGCCACGAGAUGAAACUAGUUUUUACCAUAACAAGCGACAGUAACUGCCUUCAAAAUAUUAUAACAGAGCAUGCAAUUUUAAAGGAUGGCAUUAUAUUGGAUCUAGAUAGAACAUUUAAAUUAAGUUUAGUCGAGAAAAAAUCAAUAUUUUAUAAAUAUAUGGAGACGUCCAAAAUAGUGACAUGCUCUUGCCAUGAAACAAUGUCAUUUACUCAAUUUUACGAGUCAAAUUUACGAGAGCAAACAUAUUGCGACAACGAUGUUGAAGAACUUCCAAACAAAACCAUUCAAAUUUGUACAAGUGCAAUAACACGCAUAGUAGAAAUGUAUUUGCCGACAGGCUUUUCAGAAACAUGUCGCAUGUUUUGUAGCAAUCCAUCCUUUACACUUUUAGGAACAAGAUAUUUCGAAAAUCCAAACCAGUCAUUAAUUGAUAAGAUUGAUGAAUUAUAUGUGGAAGGGCAUGAAAACAAAAUUGUAAGAUACCAAUAUUGCCUCCUGUUAUACACUGCUCUAAAAGGACCUAUAGAGUUAGAUGUUAUUGAAAAUAGUUUAGUUCAUAAUGCUUUCUUUAUUGAAUUAUUUUCAAUAUUUGAUGACAACUCUUUGAAAAUAAAAAAGAUUUUGAUUUUGGAAGCAGUAAAAAAACUGAAAGGCAAAUUCCUAGAGGAAAACACAAUUUAUGAUUCAGGAAAAAUAAGAGAUGGUUUAACUUUUAAACAUCAAAGUAUAUCUGAUGCUGUACUCUUGUCAUAUGGAAAAGAAAACACAUCUCAAGUUUUAGGAAAUAAUGAUCUAAAAUUCAUUUAUACAUAUGUUAGACCAAAUACGAGUAUAAGUAAAAACCCAUCCAAAACACUUUAUGUUCCUGAUGAUGUUAUAUGUUAUAGGUUUAAGCAGAUUCUUGAAAUGGAACAAAAAAGCGACUACUAUUUAGAUAUAGCGACCGAUGUAGGGAAGUAUAUCAGAAGAAUUGAGAUUGAUGAAAUGAAUAAAGGUUUCAUGAAAACAUUUAUCGAAUUGGUCCCAAUUUCAUGGCUUGAAAGCUAUCAAGUGAAAGAGUUAUUCAACGCACUGACUCAAUUCGGGAAACACUGCGAAAUCAUUCAUCCAUAUCUGGAUAAAUGUGCUAUAGAUAUUUGGAAACAUGGCAGUAUUGAAUUAAUCUAUUCAAUUUGUAGACCACAAAGCACGAUUGUCGAUCCCAUGAAAUUUGUUCUAUUAUCGGAUGAAUCUAUGGUAAAAAAACUGUUGAACGUCAUAAUUUCUCAUGACACGGAAAAUAUUACACCACUUGUUGGUGUUGGAGAAUACUUAUAUACACUGAGUCGAGAAAAAAAUCAUAUCUUUGUCAACUUAUUUCUUAGUAGAAUUUCUAUGAAAUGGGACGACACGUAUGAAGCCAGACUAAUUAUAGAUGGUUUUACGAAAGAAGGGGGGAGAAAAGAGCUGAUACCAAUCUAUCGAACAAUUUUAUCACAUUUUAUUCCCUUCAAUUGUAGUAUCAACGUAAUCUUUAAGUUUUGCAGAGCAUCGAUGUCUCGGGAAAAUUGCAAUGACCAGGUACUUCUUGUGGACAGAAGAACUCUUAUAUAUCAAUUAAAAAUGGCGUUUGACAAAUGUUUGUCUGGUGUUCAACUCGAUUAUUACUGUUGUACAAGCCUUGAGACACAGGUAGAAGAAAUUGGCAGAAACUGUUAUUCUUUCUUAGCAGCAGUAAAAGAUAAAUCGUUUUUGGAUGAAAUCGUAGAUGCUUUUGUUACCGUCAUCCAACAAAAGUUUUCUGUUGAAACUCCAAUUAAUCAAUCAUUGAACUUUUAUUGUUAUUUUUCUAUGGCAAGUUUUUUAUAUAACAAAGAUCCUAAAUUUACUUUGUCAUUUUUUGACGGCUUAACUAGUUUUGGAGAACACUUGCAGCCACUUAAAGAAAAAUUUCCCAAUUUAAUUGAAAACCUCGAAAGACACACUUCUCGUUAUAGAUAUAUAAAGAAAGUGGCGUCAGCGAUGGAGCAGGAAUAUUUUGAUGAUGAAUAUUCUAAUCUGAAGAGCUGAAAUAACAUACCAUGCAAAAGAUAAGAUACAAAUGAAUAUUCUGCUACUUAAAAUGGUGCCAGCAGUCCUACACAAAAGCGCAAAUAGUUUUCUGCAAAAGAAUAGUCAAUCCGAAAUAAUCCUCCUGGACAUCUUAGAAUAUCAAA